Molecule: messenger RNA, 1710 nt
Organism: Triplophysa dalaica
Lineage: Eukaryota; Metazoa; Chordata; Actinopteri; Cypriniformes; Nemacheilidae
Gene: f11r.1
Product: F11 receptor, tandem duplicate 1
Exons: 10
Coding region: 164-1042 (292 amino acids)
Biological process (GO): establishment of endothelial intestinal barrier; intestinal absorption; cell adhesion
Cellular component (GO): bicellular tight junction
Source: RefSeq, a predicted model, not a curated record
GAUCACACGGAAGGGCGUUUAGUUUCAACCUUCUGGAUUAACCUGACGGAAGAGUAGCACGGGUUUUUCAGGGCCUAGUAAAUACACAUCUCUUUCAAAGUUAAAAACGAUUUUAAAGGAACUCUUAUCUUGCAUUAAGCGUGUUCAGAAUUUCAGAGUGGAUAUGUUGACCUUCGCCUUUGUGUUCCUCUCAAUUGCAGCCACGGGCUUGUGUCAGUUUUGGGUUGAUGUUGUUAAUCCUGCAAUAAAGGUGAAAGAGAAUGAAGGGGUGGACAUGCAAUGUAAAUACUCUGCUUCGUUUGGAUCAGCCCCCAGAGUAGAAUGGAAGUUCAAAGAUAUUAAAGGCUCUCAGUCAUUCGUCUACUUUGAUGGCAAGCCGACUGAUAAAUACAAUGGUCGUAUCACUGUGUAUGAAGGAGGACUGAGGCUUAACAAGGUGACACGAGCAGACACAGGAGACUAUGACUGUGAGGUGUUUGGCAACAGUGGGUAUGCUGAGAAGACCGUCAAGCUUACUGUUCUUGUGCCUCCUACCAAGCCUGUAUCCAGAAUUCCUCAAUCAGUAACAACCGGAAGUAAUGCCCUGCUGACCUGUGUCGAUCUGGUCGGCUCCCCCCCACCCACCUAUAAAUGGUACAAAAACGGUUCUCCUCUCCCUGAGGACCCUAGCAAAUUCCCCAAUUUUAAGAACCUCACAUACAAGAUGAACACGUUCAAUGGUAACCUGGAGUUCCCAAGUAUAUCUAAGAUGGAUAUUGGUUCAUAUUACUGUGAGGCUGUUAAUAGUGAAGGUGCCAUGCGAGGUGAUGCAGUACAAAUGGAUGUCCGUGAUGUAAAUGUUGGUGGUAUUGUUGCUGGUGUUAUUGUGGCUUUGCUGGCAGUAGGGUUGCUCCUCUUUGGACUCUGGUAUGCCAACAAAAAAGGAUUUCUCCCAAAAGUAGCUGAAAGCAAGCCGAAAACAGCUGUCUAUACACACCCACGAACAGAAGAUCUGGAUGAUGGGGAUGGGGAAUUCAGACAGAAAUCAUCAUUUGUUGUGUAGCCUUUUCUACUCUUGUUGGAGCAUGAAGAUUUAUUGCUUAGAUUAAGUUUUUUUGCUUUGGAUGUCAUUUUCAACUCUGCCUACUAAACACGUGAGCUAAAAUAUCCAAAAGCUGGGUAAAUGUAUGUAAGAGUUAGCACAAGCUUGCAGUUUUUUUAUUGUAUUUGAACCAUGUUUCCAGAAGUUGAAAGCAAGUGAUGAAGAUAAUUUAUUAAAGUCAGAUAAUGUGAUUAGACCUCAAAUAUUCAUUAUAUGCUGUUCAGAUAUGUAUGGAUUUAUGUGAGUGAGCCCCACUCUAUUUUACAUGACAAGGUUGUUUCCCAAAACCAAAAUGAAGGAACUGCAAAUAAUCCCAAUUUUCCUUCAAAUAAGUUUGGUGUACUUUAUAUGAUUUGUUGUUUGUUUACUCUUCUGGUAAUUUCAGAAAUGCCGGUGUGUUUGUGUGUGUGUAUUUUUUUAAUGUUUUAUACUUACUACUUGAAAUGUAAAUACACUCUCCUUUUUAAUGGGAUUUUAGAUAAAGCUUCGCUGAACAGAUAUGCCUUUCUACUGUAAAUUACUCUUCUGAGAACAAAUACAUCACGUUGAUAGAAUGUUUUCUACAUGUUUGAUUGUAGUUUUAAUGUAUGACUUGAUCAUAUUCUUCAAAUAAAUGGUAACAACUGAAA